Molecule: messenger RNA, 300 nt
Organism: Striga hermonthica
Lineage: Eukaryota; Viridiplantae; Streptophyta; Magnoliopsida; Lamiales; Orobanchaceae
Source: the annotation of a GenBank genome assembly
AGAUCCAGGUCUUCAGGAGCUCCCACAGGCCACAGUGGUCGCACAAUUCCGCGACUACCAUCCAAAAAAAAUUUCAAGCCAAGGAGAUCCUCGUAUAGUAGACGAAUGGGUUCAGGGCCUCAAGAUGAUUUUCGAGGUCAUGGACUGCCCUGAUCGUUAUCGCAUGUUAUGUGCACAAAUCCAGCUGACCGGUGAUGCCCGACUCUGGUGGAAUGCCUAUUGGAGCAUGCGUCCCGGCGAGAAAGAAGGUUGUACGUGGGACCAAUUCAAGGAGCUGAUUCGAGAGAAGUAUUAUCCCUC